GUCACAUUACAUGUCGCGCGCGGCUACCAAGUUGUGCACAUAUUGAAAGAUGCUAUGCGACGUCCUAUCGGAUCGGAAGAUUUAGAAAAGAACUGGUGCAGCGAUUGAACUUCAAUUGCAUGGAAAGGGUGUCACAUUAGAGGUUACUGCAUAAAAAGGGAUAUGAGCUCUCAGCCGGCAUAUGCUUCACAAGGUGGGGGCAAUCAACAUGGACAAUACCCCCCACCACAACAAGGCUAUCCUCCGCCACAACAUCAAGCCUAUGCUCCGCCCCAACAAGGGUACCCUCCUCAACAACAAGGCUACGGACCAGCCCAACCAGGUUAUGCCCUGCCCCAGACAGGGUACCCACUACAGCAACAAGGCUACUAUCCACAGGGAACCCCUCAGAUUGGCUAUGGUCAACAGCAAGGACAUGUUGUAAUACAACAGCCGCCUGCUGUAACACAGCCUGUAUCUCUUGGCCCUGUCCCUGUGUCUGUUAGAUGCCCACAUUGCCAUUCCAAUGUGCAGACGAAAGUGUCCAAAGAAAUUGGAAACACCACAUUUUUGUAUUGUUUUAUUCUUAGUUGCUUUUGUUGCUGCUGUUUGCCGUUCUGUAUGGAUUGUGCCAAAGACAGUGCCCAUUCUUGCCCAAACUGCAAGGGUAAUGUAGGAGUCUUUAAACAGCCUCUUGUCCAAAGUGGAGGGGGAGCUGGUCGAAGACGUGACAACUAUGACCACUGGUAUGGUGGCCCAGGUGACGACGGGUGUGGUUAUGGACCCAGUGGUGGUGAUGGCGGCGGGGAUUGUGGAGGUGGUGGUGGGGGUGGUGGUGAUGGGGGUGGCAGUGGGGGUGGCGAUGGCGGUGGCGGUGGUGGGGAUUAAGGCUCUACAUGUCAGAGUAGCAACAGAGAUGUCUCAAAAGAGGUUGGGGGGGGGGGGGGGGGGGGUAAUUAGGUUGUAUGAUUCACACACAAAAAAGAUUUCUACCAUUCCAGGAUCCCCCACCAACCCAACCCAUCUGCCACCCCUUAUGACAUUAUGGAUACAUCACCUACAAGUACAUCACCUAACAAGUGUUAGAAAGUUGAGCACAGCCUGAGCUCAAGAUGGUUUGGGGCAUGCCAUCUACAUAAUUUAGAUACUCUGAGGCACCAAAUCUGUUGAAAUUUGAUGUAAAGUUUCACAAUUUCUUCAAAUGUUUAUAUCAUCCUAACAAAACGGAGUACAUUUUUUCAAUGGAGUAAACUUUCUCUAUAAUUCUAUUUUUGUCUGAAAAGAAUGCAUACAGAAUAAAGAAAAUAUUUACCAUACCACGAUUUUUCAUUUAUGUAAAAUUAAAAUAUCUUGUUUUGGUUUGUACUGGUAUCAAUAUAGAUUAAUUCUUUGUUUGUUUCUUCUUGGUUUUAAAAAUAAAUACAUGAUGCAAAUAUAUCA
Molecule: messenger RNA, 1419 nt
Organism: Nematostella vectensis (starlet sea anemone)
Lineage: Eukaryota; Metazoa; Cnidaria; Anthozoa; Actiniaria; Edwardsiidae
Product: cell death-inducing p53-target protein 1 homolog
Exons: 4
Coding region: 163-867 (234 amino acids)
Molecular function (GO): zinc ion binding
Source: RefSeq, a predicted model, not a curated record